AUGAAACCACAGACCUCAAAGAAACCGGCCGCUGAUCUCAUCCUGCCGAAACGAACACAAGAAGCUGCUGUGCCUUCGACGAGCGGUGCUAUGCAAAAAGAUCGGCACUGCAAAAAAAAAACCGACGGCAACGAAACCGACUCAUCCACCAAUAGCAAACGAUCACACAAUUACAAUAUCGGUACGAUAAACGUAAGCACCAUCACGAACGCGACAAAGCUCAAUGCAUUCCGAACAUUUAUCCGGACAAUGGAGCUGGACAUUAUUUUUAUCCAAGAGAUAGAUAAUGAGCAAAUAUCGUUGCCGGUCUUUAACGUCAUUGCCAACGUCGACAACUCACGGAGAGGAACCGCCAUUGCGUUAAGGGAUCAUAUCAAAUUCUCACAUGUAGAGAAAAGUCUGGAUGACCGCCUUGUUGCAGUGCACGUACACGAUACCACUCUUUGCUGCGUAUAUGCCCCUUCCGGCACAGCCUAUCGUGCCCACAGAGAGAGAUUCUUCAACAAUACUCUAGCAUUCUAUCUUCGCCACCGUACCGAGCACGUAAUUCUGGCGGGCGACUUCAAUUGCGUGCUGCGGCAAUGCGAUGGAACGGGAUACAAUAUGAGCCCAUCUCUACAAACCGCCAUUCAACAGCUACGGCUACAUGAUGUGUGGCUAAAAUUGCGAUCAAGAGAUGCUGGUCAUACAUACAUCACUGCCAACUCAUCGUCAAGGCUAGAUCGAAUCUACGUGUCUGGUGGUCUAUGCGAACAGUUGCGAAAUAUCGAUAUGCACGCCGUGGUUUUUGGUCACUCCGUCCUCAUCUGCUCACCGGAGAAGCGCUUGUGGAUCUCCAGCUGUGGUGGCAGUAUUGGACCCAUCAACGACGAAAUUUUCGCAGAUGGAUCGAAUGGUGGAUACAGUUUUCAAACACCAUAUUGUCAACUGAGACAAGCAUACGAUCGCUUCUAUCAAAACCCGGGCGUACUAUCAACAAUCAACCGCAUCAAAGGGAAAAUGCUGGCAUUGCAACGAAGAUUCACCCAAACCGUAUUGCACAUCAACGAGCCAAUUUUGGCCGGUGAGUCAUUAUCUGUCUUCCAGCUCGGUGAUCAGAGAAGAAAGCGCACGGCGAUACUGCAACUAGAAGGAGAGCAAGGAGAAAUCAUCAACGACUCGCGGAUCAUUCAAGAUCAGAUCCACCGAUAUUUUUCCGAUUUGUAUUCAGAAGAAAACAGAGAAGUAGAACAACGAGAUGAUUUCCGGUGCGACCGGAUCAUUCCAAAGAACGACGCGGCGAACGAAGCGUGUAUGAAUGAAAUCACAACAGCAGACAUUUGGACCGCAGUAAAAACUAGUGCAUCCAAAAAAUCUCCAGGGCCGGACGGAAUACCGAAGGAAUUCUAUCUACGUGCAUUCGAUGUUGUCCAUCGCGAAUUGAACCUGGUGUUGAACGAAGCUUUAACAUCGAACACUCCGGCCAAAUUCGUAGAGGGAGUAAUUGUGUUGGUAAAAAAAAAGGAACCGGCAACACGGUAA
Molecule: messenger RNA, 1521 nt
Organism: Armigeres subalbatus
Lineage: Eukaryota; Metazoa; Arthropoda; Insecta; Diptera; Culicidae
Exons: 4
Coding region: 1-1521 (506 amino acids)
Molecular function (GO): catalytic activity
Source: RefSeq, a predicted model, not a curated record